AUGGCCAGCAGCAGCAGCGCCCCCGCUCUGCUGCGGCGCCUGCCGGCGCCUCGCCGGCAACAAGUCAAGGGGGAACCAGUGGUCGCAGCAGCAGCAGCAGCAGCAAGUGCAGCAGCGGCAGCAGAGUAUCUGGCUGCGGCAGUUCGGGGCCUCGAGUGCAGCGCGGAAACAGCAGAAGUGCUGCAGGGCUAUUUGGGGCGGCUGAGCUCCCGGGUGUCUAAGGAAGUGGAGCCGCUGCUGAAGCGGUGGGUGCAGCGGGCCCUAGACUGCUGCGAUCUUGCUGCUGCAUGCCGCAUGCAUGCACAUUUGCUGCUGCUGCUCAAGGAUUCUCUGUGGGAGGAGCUGAGCCCCCAAAGCGUAACAGCAAUUGUGUCUUCUCUUUUUUUUCUUUUUGCUCACCAUUCCUUUGCGGGCGAGAGCGCCGGCAGCGCCCUUUCUCUGCAGCUGCUGCAGCAGCAGCAGGGGCUCGCCCGCAGCAGCAGCAGCAGCAGCAACGCAGCCACCCCGGGGACCCGCAGCGGAACGGGAGGCGACUCUGCUGCUGCAGCGUCCGCAGGGGACACUGCAGCAGCAGCUGCUGCUGCUGGAGAGACCCUGGGAAUAUCGGAUGCAGAGAUUUAUCAGCUGCUGCAGGAGCAGCGUUUGCUGCUGAUUCGGUGGCUUGACCUGCACCCCGAAGCAGCAGGAGCUGUGCUGGAGACUGCCAUACAGUCCGUGACCUUUUCAGGGACCGGCAUGAGCACUGCGCGGGCAGCAGCAGCAGCAGCAGCAGCAACAGCAACCGCAGCAGCUGCUGCGGAAGAGACUGACGCCGCUGCUGCUGCUCUCGCAGCAUGCGCUGCUGCUUCGAACGUCUUCGCACCUGAUAGAGGCCUGGCUAUGCCAGUGGGCUGCAGCUCGACAGGGAGAGGAGCAGCAGCAGCAACUCCAGCUGCAGCAGCAGCAGCAGCAGCAACAGCAGGUGCUGGCCCGUCUGGGUGUCGGCGGUGGCGUGCGGUUGAGGGUCUCGGUGUGUCAGGACGGUACAUUCCUGCUGCUGCUGCUACUGGGGACAGCAACAGCCGGGAGGCCGGGGAGGAAGCUGCUGCUGCGGGUGCUGCUGCUGCUGCAGCGAAGCGGGCGCAGGCGCAGGACCAGCAGCAGCAGGAGCAGCAAGAGCAGCGCGCCUCGGGAGGCGUGGGGCUGCUGCGGGGGGCUGUUGUUGCUAUGCAUGCAGCAAUGAAGCGCAGCACUUUGCGGCUGCUGGGGGGAGAGACUCCCCAGCUUCCUGCUGCAGCGGGACAAGCAGCAGCUUACGCCGAGGCCCUCAAGGCUUCGCUCGCCAUGGAGUCGGAGGUCCAGGCCAACCUCCAAACAGCUGAGCUCUCGCUGCGGCAAAACCACAUGCAGCUGCUGGGCUUCUGGGCGAACAGCUUCGGAGACUUUUUGCAGCUCUUCGGGGCCACCAGUCGCUCGGCGCCGAUUCAAACAGCAGUUGUUGAGGAGACCCCCCAGCGCCUUUGGCUGCGCCUUCUCGGGCUCGACCACGACCUCGUGCGCUGGGCCCCUUGCCCUUCUUUCUUCACAACGAGUGAUGCGCUGAAGAGUGCUUUCCCCAGGGAGUACCGCGUGAGGAGCAGCAGCUGCAGCAGCUGCAGCAGCAGCAGCAGCGGCAGCUGCAGCAGCUGCAGCAGCUGCUUCGAAGCCGAGGAGGCCUGGGUGGCCCCCUAUGCCUCAGCGUUCUUCUCUAGGCACUUUGUGGGGUCUCAGGUGUACGUACAGCGCGCGCCCCGGCUAAAAGGCCUUCAGGCAGCUCACCAGCUCUUUGAAGACUGGACUCGAGGGGUCUCCCGCCGCGCUGCUGCUGCUGCCUCUGCAGCAGCAGCAGCAGCAAAACCCGGAAAAGCAGCAGCAAGACGCGCAGCAGCAGCAGCAGCGGAGGAAGCCAGCGGAGCCGGGACACCUGUCACAGACGGGGACGCAGACUCCGUGUAUUCGGACACGGACUUCAGCAGCAACAGCAGCAGCAGCAGCAUCAACAGCAGCGGGAGCCUCAUGCGGUUUCUUGUGUGGGUCCACGACGCCGCCUCUCUAGACACAGAAGACCCCAGAGAACUGCUGCCAGUGGAGGCAGCAGGGCCUGCGGACUUCAGGACUUUGGCGGAGGCCUUCGAGGCCCAAGCAGCUCGCAGGCCUGAUGAGGGCCCCACUGUCGCCUGUACGCCGCUUGCUGCUGCUGCUGCUGCUGUUGCUGCUGCUGCUGCUGCUGCGGCUGCUGCUUUGCGCGCAGUUGUGGCGUGCGUAGAGCUUGUGCAGCCCCAUGGGGUGUGUCUUUGUCCGCAGCUGCGCUUCUAA
Molecule: messenger RNA, 2334 nt
Organism: Eimeria tenella
Lineage: Eukaryota; Apicomplexa; Conoidasida; Eucoccidiorida; Eimeriidae
Exons: 4
Coding region: 1-2334 (777 amino acids)
Source: RefSeq, a predicted model, not a curated record